Molecule: messenger RNA, 501 nt
Organism: Brassica oleracea var. oleracea
Lineage: Eukaryota; Viridiplantae; Streptophyta; Magnoliopsida; Brassicales; Brassicaceae
Exons: 2
Coding region: 1-501 (166 amino acids)
Source: RefSeq, a predicted model, not a curated record
AUGUCAUCAUCUUCAUCCGAUGAACUCGAAGAAAGAUUGAACGAAGCUUUCGACGAUGUCUUCGAAGAUAUAUACAACAACAUAGUGGAGGCCCAAACCAAAAAGCAAAGGAAACGUGCAUAUAUAGAACGAAACCGUGAAGAAGGACACACCCGUUUAUGGAAUGACUACUUCAGCGAAGAUCCGACAUUUCCGGCACAUUUAUUCAGACGCCGUUUCCGCAUGAACAAGGAAUUAUUCAUGCGUAUAGUCCAUCGCCUCUCAGAGAACGUUCAAUUCUUUCAACAUAGAAGAGAUGCAACCGGGAGGUAUGGUCUAUCUCCACUGCAAAAAUGUACGGCUGCAAUUCAUCUGCUUGGUUAUGGUUCUGCGGCUAACACGGUUGACGAGUAUCUCCGACUUAGUGAAAGCACGAAUUCAGAGCCAGAACCACCAAGAAUCAAAUCGACUGUGAAGCGUAAAUUGCAUGCAGCUUCUCAAGUUAGGGAAGGCAUGUACUAG